AUGAAGGGAAAUAUGGGAAAGAAAGGUGCCAACGACGAGGGCGAAAUAGGGAAGGCUGCCGAGAACAAAAAGAAGAAAAUAUCUCGACAUGUCUCUCGAGAAGCCAGCCUUCAUCUGAUAGAUCUCCCCUUGGACAUCAUCAACCUCAUUGCAGAUAAUCUACCACCAAGCUCAAUUGUUCUCCUUGGACUCACUUGUCAUGUGCUCUAUGCUCUUUUCUCAAAACAGAUCGCCGAGACUUCACUGAAAGCCCCAAUUUGGAAUCUACACACAGAAUCCGAGCAAUCUGUUUCGUCUCACCAAAUGAAUAUUGAACUCCAACUCCACCAUGUGUUAAGAGAUUGGAGUGGAUUAGCCGGGUACAAAUACUUCAACACAGCCGAUCUAUAUAGACUACAACAUCCUUCCCCACUGGCAAAAAAGUUGAACUGGAUGGACGAUGAUAUUUUCUCGGUAAUCCGCGCUGCGAUGAGUGUUAUGACGACGGUCAAAGAUACAAAACGUCUCAAAGAAGAGUUUGAAUUUGGCGCCUUAACAAAGAGGCAAAGGAAGAUUCGUAACUCGUUGAAAUUAGCAGGUGGGCUUUUCUUCAAAUGUCCUCGGCCUGGUGGAAGGAAAGAUUAUCUUUGGCACCAUUUAUUAGAGGAUGAACGACUCGAAAUCACAGAUUUGAUGCAAUUGUGGGCUCCUCGCGUGGAUUCAUUGAAAUUUGAGUUGAAUUUGCAUAGACGACUGCGUUGGUCACAAUAUAUGAUGACUAGUUAUGCCGAAUGGAAGGAAUUGGUAGGCUUUUGA
Molecule: messenger RNA, 795 nt
Organism: Botrytis deweyae
Lineage: Eukaryota; Fungi; Ascomycota; Leotiomycetes; Helotiales; Sclerotiniaceae
Exons: 2
Coding region: 1-795 (264 amino acids)
Molecular function (GO): protein binding
Source: RefSeq, a predicted model, not a curated record